AUGUUGUUGGGCCCUGCACCAACCAAAUCAAAUGGUGGAGCCAGAAAUCCGAGGUUUUGCAAAGUUCAAGGAAUGGAAACAGAAACCGAGAAUCAAACUGGAAGAAAGAUCAAGUACCUGAGAAGUGACAAUGGAGGUGAAUAUACAAGUAAUGAGUUUACGAUUACUGCAAGCAAGAAGCAUCAUAAGGCACUUCACAGUAACGAAGAAUCCCCAAAAUGGAGCUGCUGA
Molecule: messenger RNA, 231 nt
Organism: Prunus armeniaca (apricot)
Lineage: Eukaryota; Viridiplantae; Streptophyta; Magnoliopsida; Rosales; Rosaceae
Source: the annotation of a GenBank genome assembly